AUGAACACAGAAAUCAAAGAUCAAGAAAUGAACCGACCAGCUUCUGCACUCAGUGCUAGGAGAGGGGAAUACGGAAGAACUCUGGGUGAGGCCAAUUUUGGAAAGGAUGGGAGCCAUGUGGUUGGUUCUCGAAGAUGGGAAUUCGGAAGAACUAUGGAGAAGGAGGAGAUUGACAGUCAGAAAAAAGUUGUUGCUAAAUUAGGAGCUACAUCUCCAUUGCUGAUAAGAAAGAGGUCAUCUUCUACAGCAGGAGAGGCAUCUUUUCCAAGCUCUUCAUCUGCACUUUCUGAAUAUGUGGAAGAGCUCAGGAGGAAAAGGGCAACAGAGAAACAGUCAGGAACAUUAGGGUUAGAGGACACUUCACCCCUUCCAAUCUACCAAACAACUGGUGCCUCCUCUCUGAGAAGAUGCAGGACUUUUAAAGAGGAUGAUGAGUUCCCAAGAAUGUUUGGAGUCACUGAACGUACAGACAGUGAAGGAGUGCCUACAGGAGCAGGCCUAGUGCGCUCCUCCAGCUUAAAAUGCAUAUCAUCUCAGAACACUGAGCCAGCGCGCUCCCCAGCUCUCAAAAGAAUGUCAAAGUUUGGCUCCUGUGACUCACUUUUACUAAAUAUGGAUAAUACUUCCCUGACACUGAGUUCACCAGCUGUGGGAGUGGAUGCCUUCAAUUCAUCGAGACUUAAGCCAUGGAGAAGUUACCUGGAGCCAUCAUUAGAGGAUGCAGCCAAUGUUGAUCUGGGGAAAGAUGCUCUGGUAUUUGAGAGUAAGCAAUUCAGUGAUGUUCCAAAUGAAGGAAAGGGAAGUGACCCGUUCACUUGGAAAAUACCAACUCUCAACUAUGAAAGAAGAACAAAUGUUGACUUUGACGACUUCCUUCCAGCAAUUCGAAAAUCCCAGUCAACAAGCAGUUUGUCCAGGCCUAUCAAAGACAAGAGAGAAGGUCAGAGGCCAAUGAGUGUUCAUUUUGAAGACCAGAUUACAGCAGAUAGCACUGUGUUGUCUAAGAUAAAGACCAUUUCAAAGGCCAAAGAGGACCCUGGAAACCUCUCUGACUCAUCUUCAUCCUCUGGCUCAAUCAUUUCUUUUAAAAGUGCAGACAGUAUCAAGAGCCGGCCAAAGAUCCAAAGACCAGAAGGUGAAGGAUGUGCUGGAAAGCUAAUCACUGAAGGUGCUAAAGAGGAAAGGCGAUGGGAGGCUGAAGGGAAAGAAGAUGAUGUAAAUAACAUUAUGAUGAAAUAUCUAGGAAAAGACUAAGUGAGAACAGACAGCUGAAAACAAAAUGCUUGUAUUGAAAAAGGCCACCCCUACGUAAGUGCAGCCCACUGCUGUGGUGAGGUUCAGGGGAUGUUUCUCAGUGUAAUGCACACUCCUUAGAGCCAUCUGCACUUAAGUCUUAAUAAACAGCAUUUCUG
This is a messenger RNA of Pelodiscus sinensis (Chinese soft-shelled turtle), 1412 nucleotides long. The record is from RefSeq and is a predicted model, not a curated record. NCBI's taxonomy places the organism in Eukaryota, Metazoa, Chordata, Testudines, Trionychidae.